AUGUGUGACGAGUGCGUGGAUGAGAAAGAAGCGGCGAAAGCAUGUGUGGAUUGUGGCCUGGUGUACUGCGUGUUGCACGCCCAGUCGCACACAGCCAGCCGAGGCACGCACAGUCAUACCCUAACUGACGUCAAAAAGUCAGGUGCUACCAGCAAGAAGAUCAGCAGUAGAUUAGUAUUGCAAUGCAGCGCUUGUCCUCUGCAUGGAGCUAUCCAGCUGGACUUGUACUGUGAGGAAUGUGCUGAGCUGUUCUGCAAGCAAUGCUUGAAGCAAGGUGCACAUCUGCAACACCAGGACAAGAUCAUUUCAGCCAGUGAAGCAGCCAGGAAGCUACGUCAGGAGAUCAAGUCCUCACGCACACUGAAUGCUGAUGCUGAAGAUGCUGCUAGCAGUGCUUGCGAUGCCACCAUAUUGGAGGAAAAAGAUAGGAAGGUCAAGCUGCAAUCUAGCUUGGAUGCUGUGAAGAGCUCACUGACUACCCUGAGUACAAGAGCAGAGGUUGUCUCAGAGAAAGUCAACAAGGUGUUUGGCCUGGCCAUUGAUGCUGCAAAGCAGAGACAGCAGUCCCUGAUAGGUGACAUUGACAAAGACCACUGGGCUAAGCAGAAAGUCCUGGAGGAUCAACAACAACAGCUUGAGUGUGCUCUGGAAGCAGAUGAGCAGGUGGACGCCUUGAUCAAUCGCUGCGAGAAUGAUUUAGAUUUCCUACGAAUGGCGGGCUGGCUGAAAAGGAUUCAAGGCGAAAUUGGGUCUUGCCUGCAGAAGAAUUCUGAACCCGCCACAUCUGGCUAUGUUGUAUUCAUGGAAAGCCAUGUAGCCGAGUUGCAGGUGUUGGCAUCAAAGGCUGGCACAAUCCUGGACACUGGCAUUGAUAUCUCCAAGAGCACAAUGACAUGCCCAGAAAGUAUUUAUCCGCCUGACGACCUCAACAUAGCAGUUAGGGCAGUGAACCAGGAUGGCGAACCCAUGGGCAGUGCUCUUGCAGCUGAAAUGCAAUUCGAAGUGUCAGUGAAACCUGAUGAGGGAGAUGCUGUUGCCUGUAAGAUAGAACCUGGAUCAUCUGCGGACGAGCUGAAAGCCAGCCUGAAGAACCCAGCGCCGGGAACAUAUCAUGUGUCGGUCACAAUGGGGCACAGACAUCUUCAAGGUAGUCCGAUGAAGGUUGACGUUGCUGAUAAAGUCGACACUCCUGGUUUCAACCCUAAUCAGCGUGGCAACUACAUCCAAUUAUCAAACAACAACCAAACUGUCCAAAUGGCAACAGCAGGACAUAACCAGAGCGUAUGCAGCAUGAAGUCUGGGUCAAAGGGCCAGCUCUUCUUCAAAGUCCGCAUUGACCAAAUGCAAAGCAGCUACACUCCGAUUCAUUUGUCAGUGUCCUGCAAGAACCCACCUAACGUAAAUGCCCAUGAUGCAACAGGUGCCUAUGGUUGGCGUCUAUACAGUCCGAACAGUGGAUACGGUGGUGGACUGAGCCCUACCAUGCAACAAGGUGAUGUGGUGACUGUGAUGCUGGACUGUAAUCGUUCUACGGUUACGUUCACCCUGGAGCGUACGGGUCAGAGCCAGAUCAUUCGCAACCUCACCGCCGGCACUUACUACCUCUAUCUGUGCCUGAAUAAUAGCGGCAGUGGAUAUACACCCCAAGUCACUCUAUGCUGA
Messenger RNA from Sycon ciliatum, 1662 nucleotides. Its product is annotated as E3 ubiquitin-protein ligase TRIM9-like. Gene Ontology annotation, molecular function: zinc ion binding. The transcript has a single exon. The coding region runs from base 1 to 1662 and encodes 553 amino acids. The record is from RefSeq and is a predicted model, not a curated record. Lineage: Eukaryota; Metazoa; Porifera; Calcarea; Leucosolenida; Sycettidae.